Cucurbita pepo subsp. pepo (vegetable marrow) is the source of this 607-nucleotide messenger RNA. Its product is annotated as cucumber peeling cupredoxin. Gene Ontology annotation, molecular function: electron transfer activity. Lineage: Eukaryota; Viridiplantae; Streptophyta; Magnoliopsida; Cucurbitales; Cucurbitaceae. The record is from RefSeq and is a predicted model, not a curated record. Gene Ontology annotation, cellular component: plasma membrane.
UCCAAAAUCAAAAUCAUCAAGAAAAAGAGAAAAAGAAAAAAUGAGUGCCUCAAUCACUUCCCUUGCUUCCUUCUUCUUCCUUGGAGCCCUCCUCCACCACGCGGUUGCCAUCGGCCACAUUGUCGGAGGCGAUCAUGGGUGGAACCUCCCACCAACCCCCACCUUCUUCUCCGAAUGGGCUCGCAAUUCAACCUUCUACAUCAAUGAUAGACUCAUAAUCAAAUCAAGAGGCAACGAAGUUCACGACGUUGCAAGCCCAAAAUCUCAAGCAGAUUUUGACGGAUGUGUCCUCCCACCAUUUGUUUAUGAUUUUGUUGGUUUCAUUUCGCUACCGCGUGUUGGCCGCUUUUAUUUUAUCUCCGCUAUGGGAAAUGAUUGCAAUGCAGGAAUGAAAUUUGGUAUCGACGUUCUACCAAAAUUGUGAACAUGAAUGCCAAAUUGUUGGAGGAUGAUAUCAUCAUUUUCAAAUAAUACCACACACAUCAUUGUGGGACUUCCUCCACUCUCUACUUCUCUAAACCACUCUUAUGUUCAUCUUUUCUUUUCCUCAUUGAAGAUAUAUUUCAACAAAAUUAAAGCAACAAAUUUUAACAAUUGUGUUACUGUC